GUCAAAAUACCUUAUAAUAAGGACCAAAGUGAGUAAUACAUCUUAAUUUGAUUCUUUCAAAUUUGUACUAUUUUUGAUAUAAAAUUAUUUAUAUACGGGAAAUAUAGACUUGUGAACUCAUGGUCGAAUUAUCUACAUAUACUUAUUAUGUUUCAAAAUAAUUAUUCUAUUUGAACUUUUGUGAGCUAAAAAUAACAAUCGAAACAGAAUAUUCAUGUCGACCGGUAGAGUUUCUUUGUGAUUUAGUAAUGGGAAUUAGGUGAAGUUCAGAAGAAGAAAAAAAAAAAUCUUAUUGGUUAAACCUACUAUGAACGUCAAUUAGCGCAAUAAGGCGACAAUGAAAUUGGAGGACCAUUUUCAUCUUUUUAUCUACACAAAUUUGUAUACUUGAUAACUUUACCGAAUGCUUUCCCAUCUAAUAAUGGAUCUUGGAUCCCACACGCCUUUUAUUUUGUUUGCAUCCUUGUACACUUUUUUGUCUAACUCUUUUUUUUUUCUUAUUCUUAUGAAUGAUAUUUUACAUGAAAUUUAUCCAUCCAAAUAAUAUGAUUCAAAUAAAUAAUAACUACUGAAAAGCAAUCGAAAAAAGUAUACGAAAACCAAGUACAAUGUUGUAAAAUUAAUAUUAUCUCCGUCCAACAAAAAUAAUCCACAUUAAAUUUUUAAAUUUAUACUAAAAACAGUACAAAACUCAAAAUUUAACGUGGACUAUUUUGGUGGGAUUAAACAAACAUACCAUAACAUAUUACAGAAUUUUAUUAUCAUUAUUAUGACAAAAUUGAACCAAGUGCAUGGUUUGCAUCAGAAAUUUCAUCGAGAUUUGCCGGCGACUACAGUAUUUGCCUACGGUACUUCGGCGGCAGCUGCAACAGUUCCGGGGCCACAAAUAGAAGCCAUGCGCGGCGUACCAACUUACGUCACCUGGCAAAACUACCUGCCGGCGAAACACAUACUACCAUGGGAUCCCACCAUCACCACCGCUAUUCCCAAACAAGGAGGUGUCCCGGCGGUCGUCCACCUUCAUGGAGGAAUCCACCCGCCGGAAAGUGAUGGCAACCCGCUCUCAUGGUUUACUGCCUCUUAUCGCGAAACCGGUCCGAAAUGGUCCCAACCAACUUAUAUGUACCCCAAUGUUCAAGGCCCCGGGAACCUCUGGUAUCAUGACCAUGCUCUCGGGUUAACCCGGAUAAACCUCUUAGCCGGUCUGGUUGCACCUUAUGUGGUUAAAGAUCCGGCUUUCGAAGCUAAAUUAAAUCUUCCGGCCGGUUCAGAAUUCGACCAACACCUCAUGAUAUUUGACCGGAGUUUCUACAAGGAUGGAUCGUUGUACAUUAAUUAUACCGGCGACAAUCCUACUAUUCAUCCGCAAUGGCAGCCGGAAUAUUUCGGCGACGCGAUUAUUGUCAACGGGAAAGCCUGGCCUUACCUGGAGGUACAGAGAAGGAAAUAUCGGUUUCGGAUCAUCAAUGCAUCCAACGCAAGAUAUUUUCGGCUUUCAUUAACAAACGGGUUGUCAUUCACCGUUGUCGGGUCGGAUGCGUCUUACUUGCCCUCCCCGGUAACUUCACCGAAUGUUUUCUUAUCACCAUCGGAGAUCGCUGACGUGGUGGUUGAUUUUUCGCUCGCUACCGGAGGUGAAUCGGUUUUAACAAAUGAUGCUCCGUACCCGUACCCGACUGGAGACCCUGUCGAUGAUUUAAACGGGAAGGUUAUGAAAUUCGUAAUCAAGCCAGGAAAUCCAAUUCCUCCUGAUAAUGCAACGAUCCCGACAAGUAUUAUAAGUUAUGCACCAGCUGAUAAAGAAGUAAUAAAUAGGUAUAUAGUUUUGUACGAGUACCAAAGUUCGACGGGUGACCCGACCCACCUUUAUAUUAACGGGAAGAGUUUUCUGGACCCCGUUACAGAGACGCCCAUACCCGGGAGUACUGAAGUGUGGGAAGUGAUUAAUUUGACACAAGACAAUCAUCCUUUGCACAUUCAUUUGGCGGAGUUUCAAGCGAUUAAGGUACAACAAUUGGUGGAUUUGGAAGGUUUUAAGUCGUGCAUGAUAAUAAAAAAUGACGCGAUGGCGUGUAACGUGACGGUGCAUGCCACCGGGAGUUUGUUGACGGUGCCGAAAUAUGAAAAGACGUGGAAAAAUGUGAUUAAGAUAGAACCAGGGUAUCAAACUACGGUGGUAGUGAGAUUUAAUUUGGUCACAAAUGAUGGUCCUUAUCCAUUUGAUGCUACGGCCGAGCCCGGAUACGUUUACCAUUGUCAUAUUCUGGAUCAUGAAGAUAAUGAGAUGAUUCGACCACUUAAGUUGAUGAAGUAAGAAAAACGACCAGAUGAUCACCUUUGAGCUAAUGGAUACUUUAAUUUCCCUGAUUUUCAAUUGAAGUGAAAAACAAAAUUAGUAGUACUAGUAUCCUCUUAAAAAUACAGUUUAUUGUUCUAAUUGGUAAUUAUGUAAAAUAUCAUACUGUAAAAAUCAAGAUGCCGACUGGGUAUAAAGUCGUCCCAAUGUUAUAUAUUGAAUGAAUCAAGUGAUA
This is a messenger RNA of Oldenlandia corymbosa var. corymbosa, 2531 nucleotides long. Lineage: Eukaryota; Viridiplantae; Streptophyta; Magnoliopsida; Gentianales; Rubiaceae. The record is from the annotation of a GenBank genome assembly.